CAAACCCACAUAUCUCUACUACAAGAAGGAUAUUCAAAGCUGUCUGCGUUUGGACAAGUGAGGAUAAAGCUUCCGUUGGAUGUUCUUCUUUUGCAAAAUGAGGAUGAAAAGGAUAGGAACAUAUCUGAUUCUGAUGGUGGCCCCGUGCCUGAUAGUGAUCCUUCUCUGGACCAGCCAACAUCCUCCCCGUCCACCCUCCAACGAUGUUCAGCUCCUCACUGAAGACCAACUGAGUCCCAAUAUGCCACCCGCCGUCUCGAGACGUAGCCUCCGCCUCUGGCCCCCAUGCCAUCGGAACCGGUCCAUGGUCAACAUCACUGGCUUCUCCGACCUCCCUGUGCGCCUCCAGAACUUCCUGUCUUACCGGCACUGUAAACACUUUCCCUUGAUACUCGACCUUCCCCACAAAUGUGGAGUGACAGAUGGAUCGGACAUUUUCCUUCUGCUGGUCAUCAAGUCCCAACCAGAGAACUACGAGCGGAGACAAGCCCUCCGGGCGACCUGGGCUGAGGAGCGGAAACACAACGGGGCCUGGAUCCGCAGGGUCUUCAUCUCGGGGACAUCGGGUGCUAACUUGCAGAAGCAGAGGAUGAACCAGCUCAUGGAGGUGGAGAACAGGAACUAUGGUGACAUUCUCCAAUGGGACUUUGAGGAGUCCUUCUUGAACUUGACCCUGAAGCAAGUCCUGUUCCUUGAGUGGCUGGAGGACCGCUGUCCCCGGGCCCACUUCCUGCUCAACGGUGAUGACGACAUCUUUGCCCACACAGACAACAUGGUGGAAUACCUCCAGGGUGUCAACGGAAGCCUUGACAGUGACGAGCACCUCUUUGUGGGAAGCCUUAUGGAAGGCACUGGGCCUGUUCGAGAACCAAACAAGUACUUUGUUCCCGUUCAGGUGCAGGAAUCGGACACCUACCCUGCGUACUGUAGCGGAGGAGGCUACCUGCUGUCCCGCCACACGGCCAAGGUGCUAUUCGAGAUGUCCAAGUCGGUUGCUCUGCAUCCCAUCGACGAUGCGUACAUGGGGAUGUGCCUGGCCAGGGCAGGACUCGAACCCUCCUCCCAUGUGGGCGUGAAUCCCGGAGGACUUCGCCUCCCACCGAAUGUGGACCCUUAUGACCCGUGUUUCUUCAAGGAGGUUCUGAUGGUGCACCGCUUUCAGCCGCACCAGAUGUUCGUCUUGUGGGACCAAGUUCAUGAUCCUAGACUGAAGUGUUAAACUGUACAACUGAACUGAACUCUGCUGGGCCGUCAGAAAAGGAUGACAAUACAUGGGAUGACAAGAAUUGGGAAGGUGUGUGUCUAGGUAUGUGUGUGGGAGCUUACAUGUAUGUUUAUAAAUGUCUCUCAUAUUGGUGUACACUGUUCCCCUAUAUUCUUGUUCAUGAGUGGUAGUACGCGCCAAAAAGAACACAACAUAGUAAGUAACAUGUUUUGAUACAAUAUCUGUCUCUGGAAUUUCACUGUAUAGUUUGAAAGUCUUCGGAAUGCAACCUUACCCACAUGGAAAAGCACGGUAUUAUUAGCUAAGAAUAUUAUUCAUGCUCACAAUCUGUUAGAAACUGCAGAAACUUUAUUUUGGAUCCAACAUUUUACAAGAUCAACAUAAUAUAUAAAACCAGAAUAAACAUAGAACUUGAGGUAGUAAGCCCUCCAAAAAUAAAUAUUAGGGGUGUAACGAUUCACCGAUACGAUACGGUAUCCAGAUGGAUUUACAAAGAUGCGACUACAUCGAUACACGGGGUCCUGAAUCUAUUUAAAAUGACCCAGAAUCUGUCGAUGCACCGAUUUAAACAUUGCGAAUCGGUGGAUUGAGCUUUAUCCUGAUAUCAAGACAGCAUUGUCAACUCAUUUCAUUCCGUUUCCAUACGGAUCCGGAAAAUGAGACCGGUUUGAUAAUCGUUUUAGCACCGGAACCGUUUGAAAGGCACCGAGUAGGCACCGGUAUUGGAUAAAACCCAAACGAUACCCAACCCUAAUCAUAGCACAUGUAUCUAGAUACGCAUCGGAUCGUCCUAAAGGAGAGUUGCACAACCCCAGGGACGCGGGAAGUCAGUCCUCUGUAAACAAUGGAUGUUGUCCGCAACAUCCAUUGUUUACAGAGACGAGAUGACGGGUGUCGUCACAUUCAGGGCUCCGCUCCUGAUAAACACUCUACUGGUGUGUAAAAUGAGUUCUGCCAACUAGCCACUGUUAUUCACAAACGUUAGCAAGUAAACAAUGUUGAAAUUAGAGUCAACUCGGCUGAUACUGUGCUGAAUUUCACACACUAACAACAUGUAGACAAGCUGUUGUCAGGGAUUAUGCACAGCGUUAUAACAAGGAUUCAGCUGAGGAGGUUAAUUCUAAAGGUUUACAAAGGAAAGUGACAAUAAAAGAAAGCCUUCAUUUUCAUCCAGAGUUACGAGUUGUCUGAUAUGAGGAAAGUGACGGUUUCUCCGUCAAGUGAACCGUCUGUCUUUGCUCUUUUUUUGCCAACCAGUUUACGUGCGGGAUUCCAGAAUGAAAACGAUAACAUUCAACGUGUCUAUUAAUAUGGCAGCAACAUUUUACACCAGUUUUAGAAUGUUCACUACAACAGAUGUUGAACACCAACAUGCUUAUGUAAAAUCAGCACAGUAUCAUAUUCAACUAUGGACAGUUCUGCGUUGUGCGUCAUAGCCUACGUCAGCCUACACAGACAAUGUUCUAAAUAAAAUGAAAUGAUAAUAUCAUAAAUAUCAUAAAAAGGGUGGAUGUCAAUAAUUUAAUGAAAAAUCCUGUGCCAUGAUAAAAUUAUAUAUAUUAAAAAAAUAUAUAUUGAUUUGUUCAGAAAACUCUCACUUGCAGUUACAGCCAGGGGCCGCCAGGGGGGGGGGGUGCUGCAGCACCCUAAGCACCCCCACUUCCCGCGACCCCCCUAAUAUCUAUCAUACAAACAAGAACCAGUGAUAUAAUGGAACUAAUAUUGCACACCUACAAAAAGGCAUCAACCAUCACAUUUUAUCAAUAACUUGGUUGGUUUUAAACCUGCUACACACACAGCCAGCCACUAUUGAUUGAUUGUAUUUAUAGAUUGUAAAACCCUGUCACAAAAUAAAUUAUCAUCUUAGACAGUGUAUUAAAUGUUUUAAGUAAGGUACUCUUCUAUGAACAUGUACUAAAAGCUUUUAAAAUGUGAGUUGAUUUAAAAGGGGAUUUCUUUUGUGUUAGUCUCAACUUCUUUUAUCAAAAUUGUAAUUGUUUACAUUCUUUUUCGAUUGCUCUCCUUACCCCAAUAGUCAGCCGCAUAGAAAGUACAUAUCUUGUACCCUAUAAUAUUUUGGGCAUUUGCUGCUGUAAAACACGCAAAAUGAAGUCCUUUCUGAUCUUUCUGUAUUUUAUGUGUAAACCGGGCAUACCAUAGUUAGUGUUGUCUCCAUCCAAAUGUGUCUCCAUCCUGUAUUAACACUUCACUCCGAUUGUGCACUCGUCACGACGCCUUCCUGGUGAUGGGAAAGUGAUUAUCCACCGAUGGGUGCUAUUCUGUGAUAAAUAUGAGGUUGAUCUUGAUGGCUUAACCACCACCACAACUUCAUAUAGAACUUGUACAUCGGCAUGCAUCAUGGGCCUUUUUUUGUUUGCGAUUCUCCACAAUUGUGUGAUGAUUUGAGAGAGUUGUAAUUUAGUCAUGUAAAAAGUCUAAAUAAACGUCA
Messenger RNA from Gadus chalcogrammus (walleye pollock), 3674 nucleotides. Its product is annotated as N-acetyllactosaminide beta-1,3-N-acetylglucosaminyltransferase 3-like. Bases 80 to 1219 code for a protein of 379 amino acids. The record is from RefSeq and is a predicted model, not a curated record. The transcript is spliced from 3 exons. Gene Ontology annotation, cellular component: membrane. Lineage: Eukaryota; Metazoa; Chordata; Actinopteri; Gadiformes; Gadidae. Gene Ontology annotation, molecular function: hexosyltransferase activity.